Messenger RNA from Sardina pilchardus (European sardine), 1499 nucleotides. RefSeq names its product estrogen-related receptor beta (gene esrrb). NCBI's taxonomy places the organism in Eukaryota, Metazoa, Chordata, Actinopteri, Clupeiformes, Clupeidae. The transcript is spliced from 8 exons. Gene Ontology annotation, biological process: nuclear receptor-mediated steroid hormone signaling pathway; regulation of transcription by RNA polymerase II. The record is from RefSeq and is a predicted model, not a curated record. Gene Ontology annotation, cellular component: chromatin; nucleus. The coding region runs from base 33 to 1472 and encodes 479 amino acids. Gene Ontology annotation, molecular function: steroid binding; zinc ion binding; estrogen response element binding.
CCUCUGAUUCCUGGAAUGCUAAAUCUGGACUGAUGGACAUUUCAGAACUUUGCAUCCCUGAGCCUCUCAACUAUCAUAACCAGAAGUCGUUGUCGCACACUUUAGGGCGAUUGCUCAGUCCGUUGGCUUCCCUGGAUCCCUCCCAUUUCUGGCUGCUGAACAGGAUGGCGGCUGACGAGAGGCACCUGCCCUCCAGCUGCGGCUCCUACAUCAAGACGGAGCCCUCCAGCCCGUCCUCGCUCAUCGACACCGUGAGCCACCACAGCCCGAGCGGCAACUCGGACGCCAGCGGCGGCUACGGCAGCGGCCUGACCGGCGGCCACCCCAACGGCCUGGACUCUCCGCCCAUGUACACGCCGGCCGGCCUGGGCCCCAACGGAGCCUGCCGCAAGCGCUACGAGGACUGCUCCAGCACCAUCCUGGAGGACUCGCCCAUCAAGUGCGAGUACAUGCUCAACUCCAUCCCCAAGCGCCUGUGCCUGGUGUGCGGCGACAUCGCCUCCGGCUACCACUACGGAGUGGCCUCCUGCGAGGCCUGCAAGGCCUUCUUCAAACGCACCAUACAAGGUAACAUCGAGUACAGCUGUCCAGCCACAAAUGAGUGUGAGAUCACCAAGCGGAGACGCAAGUCCUGCCAGGCCUGUCGCUUCAUGAAGUGUCUUAAAGUUGGCAUGCUGAAAGAAGGCGUGCGUCUGGACAGAGUGCGUGGGGGUCGUCAGAAGUACAAGAGGCGGCUGGACGCUGAGAGCAGUGCGUAUUUGGGCCUCACCGUCCCUCCUCCUGCAAAGAAACCCUUGACGAAGAUCGUGUCUCACCUGCUGGUGGCGGAGCCGGAGAAGAUCUACGCCAUGCCCGACCCCUCCAUGCCCGAGAGCGACAUCAAGGCCCUCACCACACUCUGUGACCUGGCCGACCGCGAGCUGGUGGUCAUCAUCGGAUGGGCCAAGCACAUCCCAGGCUUCUCCAGCCUGUCGCUGGGGGACCAGAUGAGCCUGCUGCAGAGCGCCUGGAUGGAGAUCCUGAUCCUGAGCAUCGUGUUCCGCUCGCUGCCGUACGAGGACGAGCUGGUGUACGCCGAGGACUACGUGAUGGACGAGGAGCACUCGCGCCUCACCGGCCUGCUCGACCUCUACCUGGCCAUCCUGCAGCUGGUGCGCAAGUACAAGAAGCUCAAGGUGGAGAAGGAGGAGUUCGUCACCCUCAAGGCCAUCGCGCUCGCCAACUCAGACUCCAUGCACAUAGAGGACCUGGAGGCGGUGCAGAAGCUGCAGGACUCGCUGCACGAGGCGCUGCAGGACUUCGAGGGCGGUCAGCACGCCGAGGACCCGCGGAGAGCCGGCAAGCUGCUGAUGACCCUCCCGCUCCUGCGGCAGACCGCCACCAAGGCCGUGCAGCACUUCUACAGCAUCAAGGUGCAGGGCAAGGUGCCCAUGCACAAACUCUUCCUGGAGAUGCUGGAGGCCAAGGUCUAAGAGAGGGGAGGAGAGGAGAGGAGAGGA